Anas platyrhynchos (mallard) is the source of this 3873-nucleotide messenger RNA. RefSeq names its product ISL LIM homeobox 1 (gene ISL1). The record is from RefSeq and is a predicted model, not a curated record. Gene Ontology annotation, cellular component: nucleus. Gene Ontology annotation, biological process: neuron fate specification; positive regulation of transcription by RNA polymerase II; axonogenesis. Gene Ontology annotation, molecular function: DNA-binding transcription factor activity, RNA polymerase II-specific; cis-regulatory region sequence-specific DNA binding. Lineage: Eukaryota; Metazoa; Chordata; Aves; Anseriformes; Anatidae.
GCGCAUGACGUCAGGCCAAUGGCGAGCGGGCUGAGUUGGAGCAGAGAAGUUUGAGUAAGAGAUAAGGGCGAGGCGAGCGCCUGAGCCGCCAGCGCCCAGUCCGGCACCGCCGCGCCGCCGCACCGCACCGAAACGCACCGCACCACGCCGCGCCGCGCCGCACAGCGCAGUUACCGCACCGCGCGGCCGGACCCCGCCGCGCACCCGGCGCCGCGCGCCCCAUUCUCUCUCCGCAGCCCUGACAGUAUCUCCCACGCCGCGACAGCUCUCAAACCUACUUUGGGGUCUUAAAACGAAACCGUACACCAUUUCACUGUGGACAUUACACCCUCUUACAGAUAUGGGAGACAUGGGAGACCCACCAAAAAAAAAACGCCUGAUUUCCCUAUGUGUUGGUUGCGGCAAUCAAAUUCACGAUCAGUAUAUUCUAAGGGUUUCUCCGGAUUUGGAAUGGCAUGCGGCGUGUUUGAAGUGUGCAGAGUGUAAUCAGUAUUUGGACGAGACCUGUACGUGCUUUGUUAGGGAUGGCAAAACCUACUGUAAAAGAGAUUAUAUCAGGUUAUACGGCAUCAAGUGUGCCAAGUGCAGCAUCGGCUUCAGCAAGAAUGACUUCGUGAUGCGCGCCCGCGCCAAGGUGUACCACAUCGAGUGUUUCCGCUGCGUGGCCUGCAGCCGCCAGCUCAUCCCCGGUGAUGAAUUCGCUCUGCGGGAGGACGGCCUCUUCUGCAGGGCGGACCACGACGUGGUGGAGCGGGCCAGCCUGGGCGCCGGGGACCCCCUCAGCCCCCUGCACCCCUCCCGGCCGCUGCAGAUGGCAGAACCUAUCUCUGCCAGACAGCCAGCUCUGCGACCCCACGUCCACAAGCAGCCCGAGAAGACUACCCGAGUCCGGACUGUCCUCAACGAAAAACAGCUUCACACCUUGAGGACCUGCUAUGCUGCCAACCCCAGACCUGACGCCCUCAUGAAGGAGCAACUGGUGGAAAUGACUGGCCUCAGCCCGAGGGUUAUCAGGGUUUGGUUUCAAAACAAGCGGUGCAAGGACAAAAAGAGAAGCAUCAUGAUGAAGCAACUUCAGCAACAGCAACCAAAUGACAAAACUAAUAUCCAAGGGAUGACAGGAACUCCGAUGGUGGCUGCUAGUCCAGAGAGACAUGACGGUGGUUUACAGGCGAACCCGGUGGAGGUGCAGAGUUACCAGCCGCCCUGGAAAGUCCUGAGUGACUUCGCGUUGCAGAGUGACAUAGACCAACCUGCUUUUCAGCAGCUAGUUAAUUUCUCAGAGGGAGGACCAGGUUCCAACUCUACUGGAAGUGAAGUAGCAUCUAUGUCCUCUCAGCUCCCAGAUACACCCAACAGCAUGGUAGCCAGCCCUAUUGAGGCAUGAAGAACGUUCACUCAGAUUUCUGUUGUUGUUGUUUCUGCCCUUGCCCUCACCUCUGUUGGAGAGAGUGGGAAAAUGAUCGCAUUGGGACUCUGAAAUUUAGUGGGGAAAAGUAUUUAACAUCCCUGUAAAGGAACCACUCCAUGAAAUGAAUGGAAUCAUGUUUGAAAAGACAAGGUAAUAUGGUAGCAACACUGUGAAGACAAUCAUGGGAUCUUACUAGAAUAAAUAUUAAAACAACAACAACAACAAACAACAACAAACAACAACAACAAAAGCAAAACAAAACAAAAAAAAAGAAAACAAAAACAAAAAAAAACACUAUUCAGUGUUCUUAAGGGGAUAAAAAAAAAAAGACAUUUUCAAAACGUAGAGGAUUUGUACUCAUGGAUCUCAGAGAAAAAAAAAAUACGUGAAAAAAAAUUAUCUUUUCCUUUGACUGCACAUCUUAGAGAGAAACCAAGGUAGAGGGACUUUCUAUCGAGUCCUUCCUAAUCCGAAUGGUGCUGUUUCUAUAUUGGUCAUUGCCUUGCCAAAAGGAGCUCCAGUAGGUUUUCCAUCAUCAGGAAAGAGACGAUUUAGCCCUGCAUUGUUGAAAGAUUAAUUGCAGGAAGGUGGAGCUGCAUUGGUUUGCAAUGUUGUUUUUAGUUGACUCUUAACAAGGGGUUGUUUCCUGGGUCUCUUAUAGCAUGUACUGUAGCGGAGUUUUGUUUUUGUUUGGUUGAGAUCCAUCCUCUAUCAAGUCUGAAGCGAUUAAAAAUAGGUUUUUGAAUUAUUCUUUAAAAACCAAUUUAUAAAAGCAUUGCAACAAGGUAUACCUCUAUUUUGCCACAAAGCGUCUCGGGAUUGUGUUUGACAUGUGUCCGUCCAAGAACCUUCCCCUCCCCCAAAGAUGUGUAUAGUUAUUGGUUAAAACGACUGUUUUCCCUCUUUCCCUCUCUUUCCCUCUCUUUCCCUCUCUUUCCCUCUCUUUCCCUCUCUUUCCCUCUCUCUAAGUAAAUAAAUAAACAGAAAAAAAGCAAAAAAAAAGUAAAAGAAAAGGAAAAGGAAAAAAACACCAACCUUUUUUGUUUGCUCUUGCAUUGCAAAAUUAUAAAGUAAUUUAUUAUUUAUUAUCGGAAGACUUGCCACUUUUCAUGUCAUUUGAUUCUAUUUUUUUUGUUUGCUGAAGUAAAAGAAAAAAAAAGAAAAAAAAAGAAAAGGUUGUACCGUGGUCUUUGAAUUAUAUGUCUAAUUCUAUGUGGUUUUGUCUUUUUUUUUUUUUUCCUUAAAUAUUAUGUGAAAUAAAAGCGCCAUAUGUAGAAUUAUUAUAUCUUCAGGACUAUUUCACUAAAUAAGCGUUUGGAAUAGAGAAAAUAAUAAUAUUAAUAUUAAAUAAUGAACAAAGUUCCCUCUUAAAUAUUUGCAAGUUAGCAGCUAAAAUACCUGAAAUAAAAUAUUGCAUGCAAAGCCUGUCAUUAGUGAAUACAAGGAGUGUGAUAUUUUAUUACAAGUAUUAAUGACCGGCUUGUAAAUUUCCGUUUCAACAACUAUAUCAGGGCUAGUUGGAUGCCUUAGCUUUCAAUCGAUAACAUUAGAAACUCUCUUGUUCUCCCCCUCCCCCUAUCCUUUACCUUUAAAAGUGAUAUUACUCUAGGCAUGAUCUGACAUAAUGUUAAGACGUCUAAAGAACCGGGAGCUCAGGCUUUUUUCUGAGUUCUAUUAUUUUUUAAAAAUAAUAAAAAGAAAGUGCUGUAUACCAAAGCCUCGUUGUUGAGAUUGUUAAAGUGACCUGUACUUUAAGUAUAAGCUCCUGAUAAAAGGGACGCUUUUUGCUUAACAAGUCAAGUAUGACCAUUAUUUAUCAGUGUCUGCUGUCAAAACGAUUGAAAAAAAUGCUGCAGAAGGAGUAGAAUGAGGGAUAUUGCUGUGAAAUUGCACGAUCGGUAUUCCUUAUUUUCUGUCGACUUCCCUCUCUUCACUCCCUCUUUUCUUCCUUUUUUAAUUUGCGGGGGAGAGGGUGGUGAAAGCUAGAAACGUGGGCGAGUUCUUGGGGAAAAGUAGAAAGAAGAAAAAAGUAUUGGAAAGGGUUGUUUUUGCUCCAAUUCAAGUGUUCCCUAGUGCUCCUGGCCAGCACAAGACAAACGCUCACUUUAAAAAAUCCUUAAAGACUGGAAUAUACAGAGAUUUUUAGUGUGACAAGGACAAGUUGGUUUGCAUGAUAGUUACUCCAAAGCCUAAUGUUUUCUUAACAUAACCUUCUUUUUCCUCCCUCCUCCCUAUCUCAGUCCACUCUGAGCAAGCUCAGCUAUAGAGAUAAACCAUUUCGUCAGUAGAAAAUAAAAUAAAAUAAUAAUAAUAAUAAUAAAGUUUAAAAGCCUCAUACAAGGAUUUCAAUCAUCCUGAUUAGAAACUGGAUUCAUUUUGUAUGCUCAAGUGUAAUACAUUUUUGAGUACUUGAUAAAUAUUUAAAUAAAUAUGAAAUCUACCUUAAACUGUGUGACCAGUAA